AUGUUCAAACGUCUCGUCACCGUCGCCCCCCGCAUCAGCGUUGUGGCGCCCCGUGCCUUCGCACCCCUCUCGGGCCUGCAGUCCGUCCAGCCUGUCCAGCGCCUUGCCCCGACCCCCGCCCAGCGGAGAGGCUAUCACGAGAAGGUCCUGGACCACUACAACAACCCACGGAAUGUUGGCUCCAUGAAGAAGGGCGACCAGGACGUUGGCACCGGUCUCGUCGGCGCCCCCGCCUGUGGCGAUGUCAUGAAGCUCCAGAUCCGGGUGAACAAGGACUCUGGUCGUAUCGAUGACGUUGUCUUCAAGACUUUCGGCUGUGGCAGCGCCAUCGCUUCGUCUUCUUACUUGACCGAACUUGUCCGCGGCAUGACCCUGGAGGAGGCCGGGAAGAUUAAGAACACCGAUGUGGCGAAGGAGCUCUGCCUGCCCCCAGUCAAGCUGCACUGCUCUAUGCUUGCCGAGGAUGCCAUCAAGUCCGCCAUCUCCGACUACUACACCAAGAACCCCAAGAGUCAAGCAACCGACCUGUCCGGCACGGGCGCCUCCAUGGCCAACAUGAAGGUUGAGAUCGAUCAGACCCCUGCGGCCGCCUUGUAA
Messenger RNA from Penicillium canariense, 597 nucleotides. RefSeq names its product iron-sulfur cluster assembly scaffold protein. Bases 1 to 597 code for a protein of 198 amino acids. The record is from RefSeq and is a predicted model, not a curated record. NCBI's taxonomy places the organism in Eukaryota, Fungi, Ascomycota, Eurotiomycetes, Eurotiales, Aspergillaceae. The transcript is spliced from 2 exons. Gene Ontology annotation, molecular function: 2 iron, 2 sulfur cluster binding; ferrous iron binding. Gene Ontology annotation, biological process: intracellular iron ion homeostasis; iron-sulfur cluster assembly. Gene Ontology annotation, cellular component: mitochondrial matrix; cytoplasm.